Molecule: messenger RNA, 5173 nt
Organism: Amoebophrya sp. A25
Lineage: Eukaryota; Dinophyceae; Syndiniales; Amoebophryaceae
Source: the annotation of a GenBank genome assembly
AGGGUGAGUAGAUUGAGGAAUACGCACUGGGAAAUCAUUGUACGGUCUUCUUGUUAUCUACGAAAGAUGAUAGUAAUUCAAAAACACCAAUUAUUUUCGAUUUUCGAGUCACGGUUUUGAAAUUUUGAUUACAGAUGAUUAGGCGUUAUGGAAGCCGCAGAUUAGAUUCUUGAGUAGUAUUUAAGAUCUGUACUCGCAUGCUACAAGCAAAAAAACAUGAUGUAGUGGAGCGACAGACAGUACUAGCCGGUCUUGCCGACAUUAGCGCUGACGUUGUCGUCCGUGACGACUGUGCUCCAUCGUCAAGAGAUGCCUUUCUCGCUCCCUCAUCGAAGGCUCCCUCAUGGGAGGCUCUCGGCUUCUGCUACAUGGUCAUCUCGUUCACUUGCCUCUACGAGCUUAUCUCUUCCUCGUGGAGUGACAGCAACGAAAGAUCCGCAUUCGGAGGAUGGAGCAGAGGAAAUGCGGGGUGUCAAGACAACAACAUCAGUAGUAGCAGUCGUAGGAGAUACAGACCAUCAAAGCCAUGAGUUGAAAGAAAAGUACAACAUCAACUGCGAAGUAGAGGGUGCUAAAAUAGGGGAUAGGGAUGACAGGGACACUGGGCACUCAAGUAGAACGUCGAUUUCCACACGGACGGUGUCUACGGAAACUUCUUUGUCUGCAGAGACUUCGAAUUUUAUGGUUUAGAAGUCUCCUCGGGUUUAGAAGUCUAAUUAAAUGUGAUAGAGUCUAAUUAAAUGUUUAGAAGUCUAAUUAAACUUUGUGGAAGAAAACUGAACUUACACCUCAUGCUAGGUAAAUGAAUGAAUGAAUGAAUGAUGUGAUUUGCAUAUAAUCAUCGACUCAAUCUAUUACUUCUAUCCAUACCAAUCAGCUUGUCCCUUUUAUACAAGGAAGUGAUUUGAUCUGGCAACAUUUCAGAAUCGAUCAAGGAGCUUAAGGUUUUUCAAGCCUGUUACAACGAGCUACUACUGGUGCCGCACUCUAACUCUACAACAUUCGACAUAAGCACGAUCGUCGAAGAUGUUCGAGCAUCUACAUCAGCUGUACAAGAGAAAAAAAAUUAUGUACACGAAGCCAUAACAAGUAGGGGACGAACAGAUGAUGAUGGUAAUCCUUCUGGUGCAGGUACAAGUGGAAGUAGUAAGACUAGCAGAGGACCAAGAUCAGGAUCACAUGAAGAUGACAAAAGAAGAGUAGUAGUGGACCCUGUUUUUCUUGCGGAGGAUUCGGGUCGUCCACCAGUUCUUGGAAAUGCUGAAGGAGAGACGCCUUAUUGGUCCCCGGAGACGGGGUUUGUGCCCCGUCAUAGUGCUGCUGCGUGGCACUGGUUAGGAGAUCCAGUGCGAAGCGGCCUGCAGAACCCAGAACAAGAUGUGCUUAAGUACAAGGUUAUGGCUGGGUUGCAGAAGCGGGGAGUUUGUACCUAAAUACCCCUUAUUAAGCGAGUUAACUAAUCAUUAGAAAAGCAAGAUACUAUAAGCAUCAUGCUGUGAGUGUGAGUAAGUAAACGAUGAAGAUGUACGUACCUCAAAUGGAAAAUCAUAGUAGGGGGAGCAAGUGAACAUUUGGUAAAGAGUCUCGCUACUAGUUUUUUCUCUGCUGACCUGUCUGAGUGACUUGAGCUUUUUGUAUUCGACGUGAGAUUCACCUUACAUACUAGAAGUAAUUUGUGUUAUUGGUUGUAGGAGGUGUGUGCGCUAAGCAAUGCGACGCUUACAGCGAGCAAAUUGGCAGCGGCGUGUUUGGGUGGGAGGAUUUUCCGGCAAGCUCGAGUGAGACGGAUCAGCUGUGUAUAUCUCCGCCUGAGGCGGGUGGUAGUUCCAGCUCGGGGGAAGCAGGCUCAGCGAUUGAUGAGGCAACGAGCGAGUUUGGGUUGCCUUUGAGCCUUGAGAAUUCGCAUUUCGCAACACAGAUCCGGACGGCGAAGGAUAACACAAGGCUGACCUCUGCGCUUUUGAUGUGCGCGGAAAAGCGUGCGCUGCUCUCCAUCGGCUUCGAGAAAAUCCAGAUCGUAGUGGAUGAAGUGUACUGACUAUUGGCUUGCCAGAAGGUUUUGUGCAUAAUCAGCUUCACAGCAGAAGCACUUGGUGGGCUGGGGGCUCUUUAGUUAGCUGCCGGUGAGGUUCGGCAUCCACGGGGAGCGACGACCGCUAGCGGGACAUCUUUGGGCCCACCUUUCUCUUCCGUCGCGCUGUCCGCACAUUUUUCCAAAUGUAUGACUACAUCGGGCAGUAAACAAAUGCAAACUGACGCCCCAGGGGCGGAGUGGUAAUGAUGACCACCCUGGCGGAAGCGUUUGCGCAAGCAAACCCAUGGCGCUAGCUUUGUUUUGUGAAGGCAAAUCGUUUCUAGCCCACUCUUCGGCGUGUGGGCUCUUCUUUCGGGUCUCUUGCCAAGCUUUACCGCUAACGCGAUCACCCUCCAACUUCUUCGGAUCUGCAGCAGAUGACGCGUUGGACGGUGGGGCGCCAGCUCCCAAAGGGCCAGGAUGCAGGUCCCCAGUGGCGCAGCCUGGCUGUAGGGUCAUCGAAAAGCGGUGAACGGCAGGAACCCCCUCAGAAAUGGCGCUAAGGCUGCCGCUUCUCCUUCUAAGAAAGUGCCAGGCGCUUGCGAGGUUAAGGCAAGACCUGGCGCUAGUGUUUUGAUUGCGCUCGCUGGUGGCAUCACCAGCCUAGGCAGCCCCGAAGGUCGACACGAAGGGAGACGAGCAGCGCGGGGGGAGAUCAUUACCCGCCAAGAGCGGCACCAAAGUCAAGACUGACGACGGAGGCGACGCCUGCCAGCAGGGGACCAAUGACGUCAGUAGGCACGGACGAACACAGGAGCCAGGACACGGGGCCACGCCUUGCAUUAGCAUCGGGCGGAGAAGACCAUGGCAGACCGCGCCGGGCUGGGUUUGGGCUUUGUCGUGCCCCUCCGGCGUGGCUUGCUCUUGCUACGCAUGCAGGAAACAGAGCAGGAACAAAAUGGGCGGGAAGCGUGGGGCAAGAGAAUAGCCCACGCCGGGAAGGGAUGCCCGGCCGGUACGUUGUGCGAGCGUGACGCCACCAAGAGUUAGAAAGCGGCCGGGGGGUUGCUCGGUCGUGGUGUGACUUAGUUCGAGCAAAUGGGAGCCCACUGCGCGAGCCGCUUCAUUGUGUCUCCAACCGUGGCGGGCCGAUUACUCGAAGUUGUGAACUUUGCCCCCCCUCUGGCGUGGGUACAAGCCAGGCGGGCCGUGGGCGGGUUGGAUAGCCUGGGCCCGUGGCUGGAGGCUUCUCCCUUUUACUUUCGCUCUUGGCAGGCAGAGGCGGCGCCGUGUCGCGUGUCUGCUCUUUUUGAGGUGGGGAUGGUUCCCGGAUGGGGUCAAUGGAUGCCCACGGGAGAAGCACUGGCCCAACUCGCCGCCAAGCAGUGGCAGGGAAGAAAAGGCGGCGCUCAUUUGCUGGCCUUGCUUCUGCGGGGUCCCUCUGUGCUCUUUUUGAAUGGUGAAUGGUAUGCAAAACCUUUGCCAGCGCCCGCGGGCGGCGCACUUGCGCCGCCUUAGAUAGAUAGGCGCACGCAUGCGUGGGUGAGUGGGUAGCAGGGUGAGGGUCGCCCUGCUAGUUUCAUUCGCGGCCCCUGGCGCUUAUAUAUUGUUUUGGAUCUAUUGUAAUCGUGGUACAUAGCUGAUUAAAUGCACAUCCCAAACAAACUUCUCAGGAUCGGCAAGAUUUGUCCAGGGUGUUUGGUGUUCACUAUACCCUAUGGUAGUGCGGUGACCGGAUGCCUUCUAGAGGAGUCUUCAGACCUGGAUGUUGGUAUUCGCGUCGUUCCUGAUCGCAUGGGCCUGCGAUUAAGACAGGCUUUUUUGUAUGUGCUAUGUAUCUUCCCAGAAGUAUCUUCCAAGAAGUCAUAUGCUACUGAGAAUGGAAGCGAUGUCUGGUGAUCAUGUGCAUAGAAGUAGUAAACAAAAACAGGGACUUGUUCAAGACAAGUUGAGAUGUGAUAAACAAAAAGAUAGACUCGUCGGAACUACGUUGAACCGCUUCUCUCACUCUCCUGUCUUCAUCUCCAAGGAGGACUUAUUAAUUUGUUGUCGCAUCUGUUAUCUACGCGGAGGAGGUACUUCUCCCCUAUGUCUAAGUAGUAUGCCACAUUUACUCCCGCACUACUCGUACUCAAAAUUAGAUUUUCUUUCGUUUCAAUCUCCUCUAAGACCACUCGCGGAUGCCAAACUGGAAAUCCUGAGUCAACUGCGGAACCGUCUAGAGGACAUAGGCUUCGCUCGACUGGAUCUCGUGCCAGCUAGAGUGCCAGUACUUCGCUGCGCGUUGCGUGAAUACUCGGACUACGAAGCAGACAACGUACUUCUAAGGACUUUUGUAUCCUCCGGUGAUAGAGUUCUAGGCUCAGACCUGUCUGUUUGAGGAAUUAUAUUAAAGUACUUUGCUCAUCUUCCUAGGUCCACCCUACUAAUAGAGUUGCCUUGAAGACCACCAAGUCUUCUUCUCUCUCUCUCUACAUUUUCGUAUCUACUUGCCUAACCAAUUAUGAGUCGGUUAUUUUAGGCACAACCUUCUGCUUACGCACGACGAAUCGGUUAUGACAAGUACAACCUCCUCCACCCAAGUUAUAAGUACAACCUCCCUCCAGGUGCACAGUUCGUUGCGAGCAGAGUUUGAUAUUUCCUUGCACGUGGAUGACUACGUGUUUUGGAACAGUGUCCUUCUGCAGCAGUGCUUAGCGCAGGACUGGUGGACCGCCGAAGCCGCGGCCGAAAUUCAUGAUGAUAUUUAUGAGAAGUGGACGAAGGAUUUAAUUCCUACCAAGAUUAUUGUAUAGUACAGUCUGGAUUUCUGUUUACCCUAGUCAUUCUUAUCUCAGAGUACGAAUACUCGUGAAUCAUAGUACAAAUACUCGUGACUCAGGUUCGUGAAUAUCAAUCUGAAGACGAUGAACACAUAGAUCCUACGAGCACGACGACGUCUAGACUGCACUUGGUCAAUUUGAUACUUUUACUUAUAUUCACACUAAGAAAUUUCCGUCUAAGAAAUUUCCGUCUGCAUGACGUCACUACGGAAUACUUUUACUUAUAUUCACACAAGCUCGUCUAAGAAAUAGCCGUCUGCAUGACGUCACUACGGACUGCGGAUUGUGCGAAGCUGUGUCAGGACUCAUGGCGAGAAAACGCGCAAGAGGACAUUAG